AUGGAAGGUAAAAACCAAACUACUGAGUUCAUCAUGAAGGGAUUUUCCUGUCAUCCAGAAUUUCAGAACUUGCUCUUUGCAGUGAUUUUCAUCAUGUACAUCACAUCCCUGCUGGGAAAUAUCCUCAUCAGUAUAACAGUCUAUCUUGACUCCACCCUUCAUGCCCCCAUGUACUACUUCAUCUCCAAUUUGUCCUUGGUUGAUAUCUGCUACACCUCAGUCACCAUCCCAAAAUUACUGACAAACCUGCUUUCUCAAAAGGGGACCAUCUCAUUCAUUGGUUGUGCCUUCCAGAUGUAUUUUCUUCUUUUCCUCGGGACAACUGAAUGCUUCCUCCUUGCUGUUAUGGCUUAUGACCGUUUCUUAGCCAUCUGCAACCCCCUGCAAUACAUGGUCCACAUGAACAAGCAACUGUGUAGCUGCCUAGUGGGUAUCUCAUGGGCCAGUGGCUUGUUGCUCUCCUUGGUACAGACCACACUAAUAUUCACCUUGCCCUACUGUGGGCACAACCAGAUUGAUCAUUUCUUCUGUGACAUUCCUCCUCUUCUGCAUCUGGCCUGUGGAGACACCUCCAUGAAUGAAAUUGCAGUCUUUGUAGCUGGAUUGUUAAUCACCUUAAUGCCUGCCUUGUUGAUUUGUGUUUCUUAUGUCCACAUCAUCAGUGCUGUCCUGAAAAUCACAUCAGCUGAUGGCAGACACAAAACUUUCUCCACCUGCUCCUCCCACCUCAUUGUUAUCAUUUUGUUCUAUGGAUCUGCCAGUGCCAUGUAUCUGAGACCCAGAUCCAGCUAUGUCCCAGAGAGUGACAGGUUUCUGGCCCUGUUUUACUCUGUUGUGACACCAACCCUGAACCCCAUUAUCUACAGUCUGAGGAGCAAAGAUAUCAAUAAAGCGCUGAGGAGGGUGAUAACUUCAAGAUUAUUUCCUCUCAAGAUGUGA
This is a messenger RNA of Alligator mississippiensis (American alligator), 939 nucleotides long. RefSeq names its product olfactory receptor 5V1-like. The record is from RefSeq and is a predicted model, not a curated record. Gene Ontology annotation, molecular function: G protein-coupled receptor activity; olfactory receptor activity. The coding region runs from base 1 to 939 and encodes 312 amino acids. Gene Ontology annotation, cellular component: membrane. Lineage: Eukaryota; Metazoa; Chordata; Crocodylia; Alligatoridae. Gene Ontology annotation, biological process: G protein-coupled receptor signaling pathway. The transcript has a single exon.